Molecule: messenger RNA, 749 nt
Organism: Phytophthora nicotianae INRA-310
Lineage: Eukaryota; Oomycota; Peronosporomycetes; Peronosporales; Peronosporaceae
Exons: 1
Coding region: 10-666 (218 amino acids)
Source: RefSeq, a predicted model, not a curated record
ACCUUUCACAUGGCCGACGACGAGGUGACGACGCUCAAGCGCGAGCUGGAAGCGCUGAGGCUGCAGCUGGAGCAGGAGCGUAAGAAGAAUGCUCCUGUCCAGGGCGACGACAGUAGUGAUCCCAGGCAGGAGCGCAAGCCCGAGCAAGGGGCAACUCAGUGUGACGAGAGCUCCAUGCCGAAGCGGCUAGGUGGCGACAAGAAGGCUGCUCCAUCCUCAAAGGAGCCGCGCAUCUACGUGCAACACGCUGCAGUAGGAGCCCGACGUGGCAAGUGGUGGCUUCGAGACCGCCAAGUGCUCUCGCGCGCUGCAGCGGAUGAAGACGGCACGGUAACUCUGAAAGUGCGAGAGACCUGGGCCUGGAGCGGCCGGACUGUGAUCCUUGACAAGAUUGUGCAACUAGACGAGAAGCUGCGGGCAACGGAGGUGCAGAAUGAGAAACCAGAGAUCGAGAAGGAGGGGCCCGUAGACUCCGAAGACACGACCAAAGUGCCCAAUGUAGCUACUCCCUCUUCAAUGCAGCCAUCCGAGGAGGCAGAAACAAGCGAGACAGCAAACACAGCCGGAAAAGAAACAGUAGAUUCAAUGGUGGCGGUGGAGCAGUCAACAGCAAAGGCAGACGACGAGGUGCGCGAAAGCUCAGCGCCAAUGGUUGAUGCCAUGUAGAACGCAAUGAACCCGACACGAAGGGUGGUGAACUUUAACCUCUUCGAUUCCCAGUGGCAUUAAAUUCAAAUCAGACUCUAAAG